Molecule: messenger RNA, 990 nt
Organism: Alligator sinensis (Chinese alligator)
Lineage: Eukaryota; Metazoa; Chordata; Crocodylia; Alligatoridae
Product: olfactory receptor 6B1-like
Exons: 1
Coding region: 1-990 (329 amino acids)
Biological process (GO): G protein-coupled receptor signaling pathway
Cellular component (GO): membrane
Molecular function (GO): G protein-coupled receptor activity; olfactory receptor activity
Source: RefSeq, a predicted model, not a curated record
AUGGCAAACACAGAAAUGAGAAAUCAAACUGUCAUCACAGAAUUCAACCUCCUUGGAUUUGGGAAUCUACCUAUACUGCGCAUUCCCCUCUUCCUGCUGUUUCUCCUGAUCUACAUUGUGACCAUGGCCGGGAACCUCCUCAUCAUCAUGCUGGUUGUGGCUGAUCACCACCUACACACCCCUAUGUACUUCUUCCUGGGGAACUUGUCCUGCCUGGAGACCUGCUACAGCUCCACCAUCCUGCCCAAGAUGCUUUCAGGUCUCCUUACCAAUAACAAAACCAUUUCUUGUCUUGGCUGCUCCCUUCAGUUUUACAUCUUUGGGUGCCUGGCCUGUACUGAAUGUGUCCUCUUGUCAGUCAUGUCCUAUGACCGGUAUUUAGCAAUAUGCAACCCCCUGCAUUAUGCAACUGCAAUGAACUCAAGGAUCUGUGCUAAAUUAGCUUCAGGUUCUUGGACAACCGGUCUCCUGGUUCUCACCAUGACAGUAAGCUUAAUAUCAACGUUGACCUUCUGUGGCCCCAAUAAAAUUGACCAUUUCUUCUGUGAUCUGACACCCCUGCUACAGCUCUCCUGUACAGACACCCACCUGGUCCGACUGGUAAUUUUUGCCAUUACAUCCAUAGGAUCAUUGCUACCAUUUCUACUGACUGUGGCAUCCUACGGUUGUAUCAUUGCCACCAUCCUGAGAAUCCCAUCUACCACUGGGAGGCAAAAGGCACUUUCCACCUGCUCCUGCCACCUCAUUGUUGUAGCAAUCUUCUAUGGGACCCUAAUCGCUGUGUAUCUCACCCCAACAGUGGAUACUUGGAGAGCCUUGAACAAAGUGCUGUCUGUCUUCUACACUGUCCUCACACCAAUGGUCAACCCCCUCAUCUACAGCCUGAGAAACAGGGAGGUAAUGAAGGCACUGAGCUGGGCUCUUGGUCAGUGGGGAAUUUUCAGAAGGACUCAGGAUGCUGCAGGUGUGUUUCAGAGACUUUCAUGCUAA